GCUUUGCUUAUUAUCAUCAAAAACACUUUCUUCUUCUUCUCUUCAUAUUGGUUUUUUCCCUUCGCACUCCACGACACAGAUCCGAGGAGUUGGGGAAAACCCUCACACAAACUCUCUCUCUAAAUCUUAACCGAGAAGGUCUCCAAAAAAGACUACCCUUUUUGCCCAUUUACUCUCCUUAUUCAACAAAUUCAGCAUCACAUCCCCCAAAAUAGUCGCUUUUUUAUCUCUUGCUCUCUUCAUCUGCUUCAAGUCAUGGCUGGUGUAGCACCCGAAGGAUCCCAAUUCGAUGCUCGUCAAUUUGAUCAGAAAAUGAGUGAUUUGCUCCAAACGGAUGGAGAUGAUUUUUUCACUUCUUAUGAUGAAGUUUAUGACAGUUUUGAUGCAAUGGGACUUCAAGAGAACCUUCUGAGGGGCAUCUAUGCAUAUGGUUUUGAGAAGCCCUCAGCGAUUCAGCAAAGAGGAAUUGUUCCAUUCUGCAAGGGUCUCGAUGUGAUACAACAGGCACAGUCUGGGACCGGAAAGACAGCGACUUUUUGCUCUGGAAUUUUGCAGCAACUUGAUUACGGUAUAGUCCAAUGCCAGGCUCUGGUUUUGGCACCCACUAGGGAGUUGGCUCAACAGAUCGAGAAGGUGAUGCGGGCACUUGGUGAUUACCUUGGUGUGAAGGUCCACGCUUGUGUUGGUGGGACUAGUGUUCGCGAGGAUCAGCGAAUUCUUCAAAGUGGUGUUCAUGUUGUUGUCGGUACACCCGGUCGUGUCUUCGAUAUGUUGAGAAGGCAAUCACUCCGUCCAGAUUAUAUUAAGAUGUUUGUCUUGGAUGAGGCUGAUGAAAUGCUUUCCCGUGGUUUUAAGGAUCAGAUCUAUGAUAUCUUCCAGCUUCUUCCGGGCAAGAUUCAGGUUGGGGUAUUUUCUGCUACAAUGCCACCCGAAGCCCUAGAGAUCACUCGGAAGUUCAUGAAUAAACCUGUGAGAAUUUUGGUUAAGCGCGACGAACUAACCCUGGAGGGUAUCAAGCAGUUUUAUGUGAAUGUUGAAAAGGAAGAGUGGAAGCUCGAAACACUCUGCGAUCUCUAUGAAACACUGGCCAUUACCCAAAGUGUCAUUUUCGUGAACACGAGGCGCAAGGUUGACUGGCUAACUGACAAGAUGCGAAGUCGAGACCACACAGUUUCUGCCACCCAUGGAGAUAUGGACCAGAAUACGCGAGAUGUCAUCAUGCGGGAAUUCCGUUCUGGUUCUUCCCGUGUUCUCAUCACUACCGAUCUGUUAGCCCGUGGUAUUGAUGUGCAGCAAGUCUCCCUUGUCAUAAACUACGAUCUGCCCACUCAACCAGAAAACUACCUCCACCGAAUCGGACGAAGUGGAAGGUUCGGGAGAAAAGGUGUUGCCAUAAACUUUGUGACUGUAGAUGAUGAAAGAAUGCUGUUUGAUAUCCAGAAGUUCUACAAUGUUGUCAUCGAGGAGCUGCCAUCGAAUGUCGCGGAUCUCCUUUGAUGAGAUUACGUUUUCAGAAGGUUGUCGAGGCGAGCGCUUUCAUUGUUUGAAUGUCCAAUUAAGUGUGCUCUUUUUUUCUUUUUUGGUUUUCCCUUUUUAGCAUUUUAAGUUGAAUGUUCUUUAAGAUAUUUGACCAUUUAAUUAUAUGUGUUCUAAAAAUGCUACAUAAAGUUUAUCCACUUUUCCUCA
Molecule: messenger RNA, 1686 nt
Organism: Gossypium raimondii (Peruvian cotton)
Lineage: Eukaryota; Viridiplantae; Streptophyta; Magnoliopsida; Malvales; Malvaceae
Product: eukaryotic initiation factor 4A-2
Exons: 5
Coding region: 256-1497 (413 amino acids)
Biological process (GO): cytoplasmic translational initiation
Cellular component (GO): cytoplasmic stress granule
Molecular function (GO): RNA helicase activity; translation initiation factor activity; ATP binding
Source: RefSeq, a predicted model, not a curated record